AUGGACCAGAGCUGCAACCUGGACCUGCCACAUAUAGCUGUAGUUGGCAGCCAGAGCGCAGAGUAUGCUGAGUUCCUCCACUGUAAGGGAAAGAUGUUUUCAGACUUUCAGGAUGUUUGUCAGGAGAUCGAAGCAGAGACCAUGAGACUCACUGGAACCAAUAAGGGUGUCUCUCCUGUCCCCAUCAACCUACGAGUCUAUUCUCCUCACGUGUUGAACCUGACCCUGGUUGAUCUACCUGGCAUGACCAAGGUACCUGUAGGAGACCAGCCUACUGAUAUAGAGUACCAGGAGAGGGACAUGAUCAUGCAGUUUAUCUGUAGAGACAACUUCCUGGUCCUGGCUGUUACUCCAGCUAACAUGGACCUGGCCAACUCUGAGGCGCUCAAACUGGCCAAGGACGUCGACCCUCAGGGCCAGCGGACCAUAGGGGUGAUCACUAAGUUAGAUCUGCUGGACGAGGGAACAGAUGCCCGGCACAUGCUCGAGAACAGGCUACUGCCACUACGUGUGUGUUACAUUGGGGUGGUGAAUCGUGGUCAGAAGGACAUUAAGGCAGCUCUGGCUGGAGAGAGGAAGUUCUUCCUGUCUCACCCUGCAUACAGACACAUGGUUGACAGCAUGGGCACCCCAGAGAUCAAAUGAGAUGUUUCUUUCUGGGUGUGUGUGCAGCAACUGACCAACCACAUCCGUCUGCCAGCGUUCUGCAGUCGUCUCCAGAGCCAGCUCCAACCACUGGAUGAAGAGGCUAAGGAGUUCAAACACUACAGAGCUGACGACCCCGCACGCACCACCAAGGCCCUGCUACUUCUGAUGCAGCAGUUUGCAGCAGACUUUGAGAAGCGUAUCGAGGGCUUAGGAGACCAGGUGGACACCAUAGAACUGUCUGGAGGAGCCAAGAUCAACCGCAUCUUCCACGAACGCUUCCCCUUCGAAUUGAUCAAGAUGGAAUUUGAUGAGAGGGAGUUGCGACGGGAGAUCAGCUAUGUCAUCAAGAACAUCCACGGCAUCAGGACAGGUUUGUUUACCCCAGACCAGGCGUUUGAGGCCAUAGUGAAGAGACAGAUAGUCAAGCUGAACGAUCCCUGUAUUAAAUGUGUGGACAUGGUCAUCCAGGAGCUGAUCACCACUGUGUGCCGAUGCACCACCAAGGUACGUUCCUUUCCCAGACUGGGAGAGGAGACGGAGAGAAUUAUGACCACACACAUCUGGUACAGAGAGAGUUGAGCUAAAGACCAGGUCCUGCUGCUAAUCGAUGUACAGUCGGCCUACAUCAACACUAACCAUGAGGACCUCAUUGGCUUCGCUAAUGUUCAGACCAAUAAGAAGAGCGCUGCAGGAAACCAGGUCAUCCGUAAGGGCUGGCUUACCAUCAACAACAUCAGUAUCAUCAAGGGUGGGGCCAAGGAGUACUGGUUUGUCCUGACCGCUGAGAGCCUGUCCUGGUUCAAGGAUGAUAAGGAGAAGGAGAGGAAGUACAUGUUACUGUUGGACAACCUGAAGCUGAGAGAUGUGGAGAAGAGCUUCAUGUCCAAACAUGCCUACUCCAUCUUCAGCACCGAACAAAGGAACGUGUAUAAGGACUACGGGUUCCUGGAGCUGGCGUUUGGCUCUCAGGAGGAGGUAGACAGCUGGAAAGCUUCUCUGCUGAGAGCCGGAGUCUAUCCUGAGAAAGUGGAUAAGGAGAGUAAUGGUUCUAGUGAUAGUUUCUCUAUGGAUCCUCAGUUGGAGCGUCAAGUAGAGACCAUCCGGAACCUGGUGGACUCCUUCAUGAACAUCGUUUACAAAGCCAUUAGAGACCUCGUGCCCAAGACCAUCAUGGUAAAGGAAUACAUCAGUAUUGACCUCCUGGUGCAGCUCUACUCUCUACAGAGAAGUGUGUUGAUGGAUGAGUAUCCAGAGCAGGACCAGAGGAGAGAGGAGGCGCUGAGGACUCACGCUGCCUUGAAGGAGGCGCUGGCCAUCAUCGGAGACAUCUCUACCUCCACCUGCUCCACUCCUCUACCUCCUCCUGUUGACUCCUUCUGGCUGCAUGGAGCCCCUGCGACCAGCCGCAGAGCCCCACCCUCCACCAGAGGCCCCACCUCCAUGACGCUACUAGUCUCCUCCGAGCUGCACCUCAUCCUCAUGGACCAAUUAUCAGAUUGCCCCCCAAUGUACCCAGGUAAUCAUGACGGCGAUGUUCAGGGCAGCAGGUAG
Salmo salar (Atlantic salmon) is the source of this 2199-nucleotide messenger RNA. The record is from RefSeq and is a predicted model, not a curated record. Lineage: Eukaryota; Metazoa; Chordata; Actinopteri; Salmoniformes; Salmonidae.